Molecule: messenger RNA, 1134 nt
Organism: Trichoderma gamsii
Lineage: Eukaryota; Fungi; Ascomycota; Sordariomycetes; Hypocreales; Hypocreaceae
Exons: 1
Coding region: 1-1134 (377 amino acids)
Biological process (GO): positive regulation of Ras protein signal transduction; protein phosphorylation
Molecular function (GO): protein serine/threonine kinase activity
Source: RefSeq, a predicted model, not a curated record
AUGCCAAAAAGCUUACGAUCCAUCCUGGGCGAUUCCAACCGAGUGAGAAAACCAAGCAGGCCCAGCCCUGCAAGACAAAACGCCACUGCUACUCCCAGAGCUUCUCCUUCGCCAUCUCCUCAGAAAGGCAAGAAGCCGGCGCCGAAAAGAAGAGCCCCGGACGCUGAAGAGUUCCAUGAGAAACUCUCGGAUGUCGGCAUCGCCAAGAUCCUCGAGGAGGAGCUGACGCUGAGAGAUGUGGUCCAGGCGAUGAGAUACAUCCGGGGGAAGAUGUUCACGCCUGUGCCGCCUACGGGAUUCAAGUCUACGCGGACGACGGAGCUUCUCAACUACAGGCUGAGCGUGCCGCCCAUUGUCACGAUUGGUCAUCUGAAUGCCAUCCUGACCUCGCCGUCAAAGGUGGAGCGGGAAGUCGUCGAGCUCUCCAGGAGCGGCGUGCUGCGGAAAGUAAGGGUUGAGAGACGCGGCGGCAUGGGCGAGGCCCUCGUCGAGUCGACAGAUUUGGAGGCCAUGAUCCGAAACACGGGCAUGUCUAACGCCUCCAAGGAUGAGUUUCUGAAGUUUCUCAAGGAGAAUCCCACGGCUCAGACGCUGCCGAGGGGCGCCAUCAAACACAGUCAUAUCGACGAGCUUGUAAGAGCUGGAUUCCUGACGAGUUCGCUACAGGCGGCACCGGGGACAACACUUCAUGUCCGCCCAGAGGACCGCACUACGCUGACGUCGAUCCAUCACGUAUCCCGCUUUGCUUCCGGCACGGUAUCGGCGGUGGGAGGCCAGAACGCAAUCCAUCUCGCGGGCGGAGGCGGAGGCGCACCGACUCUGACGGGCUCAUCGGUGUCAUCCGCCGGGGCGUCUGAUUUUCGCAUCGCCGUGCCGGGCCAUGGGCGGUAUUUGAAGCUGGCGGAGGGAGCGGUGGACUGGCUCCGCGAGAUGCUCGACAAGACGAAAUGGGGCGAGGCGCCGGAGAAUUGGUUCAGGGAGCGGUUCGAAGGAGGGGGAUUGUAUGGACUGCGGUGGAAGGACUUUUGGGGCGUGGAGUGGGAGUGGGUGCUGGGCCAGGCGGCUGGGCUGGGGGUCGUGGAGGUUUUUGAGACGGGCAGCGUGGGAAGAGGCGUGAGGGCGCUGGGAGGGUGA